Molecule: messenger RNA, 1242 nt
Organism: Penicillium angulare
Lineage: Eukaryota; Fungi; Ascomycota; Eurotiomycetes; Eurotiales; Aspergillaceae
Product: putative feruloyl esterase
Exons: 2
Source: RefSeq, a predicted model, not a curated record
AUUGCCCCUGGAACCAACGAUGGAGGUCGAUAUACCAUCAAAUUCUGCAAUGUCACGGUUAAAUACACACACCCCGGCUGGAACGAUACAAUCAACACCCAAAUUUGGCUCCCCUUGGAUGAUUGGAAUGGCAGAUUCCAAGCUUUAGGAUGUGGAGGCUACGCCACAGGACUUGGGUCUAUCUACCUCACUCACGCAGUUGCGCAAGGGUACUCAUCUGCCUCCACUGAUGGUGGUUUUGCAACAGGCGCAACCACCAUUCCAACAGAUUUUUCUUGGAACUACGCAUUCAAAGCAACAAACGACAUGGCUAUCAUUGGGAAGCAGAUCACCAUAUCCUACUACGGGAGAGCGGCAAACUAUUCGUAUUUUACUGGGUGUUCUGGUGGUGGACGACAAGGUCUGAUGAUGGCGCAAACUUUUCCAGAUGCUUUCGAUGGGAUUUUGGCCAUUUCACCAGCAAGUCAUCUAGAGACAUUUAUUCCUGCUGCCUACUGGCCUGAGCAAGUCAUGAACCAGAAUGAAUAUUACCCAUCACCUUGUGAAGUCGAAGGCUUCACCAAGGCUGCAGUUAAGGCGUGUGAUCGGAUGGACGGAGUGGAAGAGGGUAUCAUUAGCGAUCCUAGCAUAUGCAAUCUCACUGCGUACAGCUUCGUCGGACAAAACUUCAUAUGCAAUGGGACUCGGUAUUCCCUGGCUGCGUCUGGCGCACAGGUUGUUGAAGCUGCUUGGUCUGGUUCCGGAAAGGAAGCUUGGUUCGGACUGAACAAGGGCGCUGCUAUAGGCAGCUACUAUGUCCCAACUGCAUGUUCUGGUAACGGCACAUGCUAUUCCUCCGGUGCUCCUCUAUUCGGCAAGUGGAUUUCGAAUCUCGUCGUUAAGGAUCCGGAUCUUGCGAUCAACAACAUGACCAAUGCGGCAUUUUCCAAAGCCCUACACGCAUCAUUUGUCGGUAACGUGGAGUCUUAUCUGUCAAGCUUCGAUGCCAAUGGUGGUAAGAUGAUCACCUGGCAUGGAAUUGCGGAUGAAGCCAUCCCCCCAAAUGGAACGAUCAAGUACUACGACGAAGUACUUGAUAAUGACCCUGAAGUUCAGGACUUCUAUCGUUUCUUUGAGGCGCCGGGGGUUGCACACUGCUAUGUUGGACUGGGACCUAUUCCGAAUGAAGCAAUCUCUAUAUUGGUGGCCUGGGUGGAGAAGGAUGAUGUGCCUGUCAUUUUGCAUGCUACGAAUGGAAAAUAA